Molecule: messenger RNA, 4255 nt
Organism: Corylus avellana
Lineage: Eukaryota; Viridiplantae; Streptophyta; Magnoliopsida; Fagales; Betulaceae
Molecular function (GO): microtubule binding
Source: RefSeq, a predicted model, not a curated record
AAAGGCCUGCUAAUCUGAGCACAACUAAAGCAGCAACUAAAGCAUCUAAGGUUUCUAAAAUACCUGUUCCAAAGCCAGAUUCCUCUGUGCUUUCUAGGACUACAAAGGGUACUUCACUAAAUGCAAGCGCCUCAAAGCGUAAUCAGAUUGCUCAACCAGGUGCAGCAGUUAAUGUUCAGAGGAAGAUUGAAUUCUCAGGUGCAGCAGUUAGUGUUCAGAGGAAGAUUGAAUCAAAGGCUUCUUCGGGCAAUACCAGAAGUGCUCAAAAGAAUUCAAAAGCUGGCCCUGCUAACACGUCUUCAACUGUUGGAACUUCUAUUAGACAAGCUAGGAGAAAUGUGGUCAGUUCAGCAUCGGAAAGACAUCCGUCAACUAAUUUACAAUGUCCUUCGGUUCCUGCAGUAACUAAAGGUUUAGAAGUCAUUCGAGAUCCAUUAGGUCCUUCCACUAGUCAUAAGCCAAACAGUCAUGAUAGUGGAGGCAAUAAAACUGCAGUUUCUCUCCCUCAAAAUGCCUGCUAUUCUGGUGGAAACAUGCAUCACCCACAACUGCAAACAGCAAAACCCUCAGGUUUACGGAUGCCAUCACCAUCACUGGGUUUUUUUGGCCAGCCAAAAGCUUCUUCUUUGCGUAGCCCAUUACAGAGAAGUUUUCAACCACACAAGUUUGAGUCUAAUAUUCCUAAUUUCAGAAAACCUGAUGCCAUAAACCACAUUCAUGAUCUGAGGCCCCCAACUCACCCAGGGAAAAUUCCCAAUGUGGUCAACAAUGUGAGAACAAUCGGAGGAAAUAUGGAGGAGGUCUUAUGCUCAAGUUUGGAAUGCUCGGAUCCAUCUACUGUUAACCCUGCUUCACAUAAUAGGCAAGAUGAAAAGAUGAAAUCUGUCUUGAAAAUGAAUAAUAGGCAGAAGGUGGAAGUGAAGGUGCCACGUCAAGCAUUAAAAUAUCAGCAACAGCUUCAUAGCAUUAUUGAUGAUGUUGAGCAGCAAGUUCUGGAACGUGCAGAACCAUAUAAAACUGAAAUGAUUUCUCAUACUAUGGAUAUGGAAUUGCAGAAAAUUGAUGACAAAUUUCCCUUACAGGAGGGAGCACCCUGUGGACAGUUGGGCAAAUCUGAUGACAGCAAGAUCUCUGAUGUUUGCCUGAGGAAUAGAGAUUUAAGUGAGACAGAAUUGGAAAAUCACCCUUCAAUUUCUUGUCUUAGUCCUGCAGUACAAGAUAAAGGUAUUUCUGGGACAAAUGACUUGAUCGACCACCAAACUUUAGAACACCAACCAUAUAAUUUGAAAAUUAAGAACGGUGGUGACCUUUCAGGGUUAAACUCUGGAGCUGCCUGUUACAAUACAUGGAGUACUUCAGAAGAAAAGGUCCCAUGUCAAGCAGUAAAAAAUCAGCAACAGCUUCAUAACAUUAUUGACAAUGUUGAUCAGCCAGUUCUGAAAUGCGCAGAACCAUAUAAAACUGAAAUGAUUUCUCAUAGUGAGGAUAUAGAAUUACAGAAAAUUGAUGACAAAUUUCCCUUACAGGGAGCACCCUGUGGACAGUUGGACAAAUCUGAUGACAACAAGAAGGUCGCUGAUGUUUGCCUGAGAAAUAGAGAUUCAAGUGGGACGGAAUUGGAAAAUCACCCUUCAAUUUCUUGUCUUAGUCCCGCAGUACAAGAUAUAGGUGUUUCUGGGACAAAUGGCUUGAUUGAUCACCAAGCUGUAGAAGACCAAGCAUAUAAUUUGGCAAUUACGAACGGUGGUGCCUUUUCAGGGUCAAACUCUGGAGCUGCCAGUUACAAUACAUGGAGUACUUUAAAAGCAAAUGAUGAUUGGUCAAGCGGUUCACAUAAGGUCAAGGAACAAUCUGGGGAACAAGCUGAGCUGAAGAAGCCUUUCACCCGUAAAGAUGACAAAAUGUCUAGUGAGAGUCAGAGGUUAUGGGCAAAUGAUGCUAGUCUCCUGGAGGAUAGUGGAGCUCCCGAAGAGUCCCAGAAAUUCAGUUGUAUGGCAGAUGUCAGCCCAAAAGUCCAAGAUUGUAUUGAAACUGAAGAGGAAAGAUCUCAUGGUCAGUCUCUCUAUAUGCAUAUGGAGCAGGCAAAAGAUGAUGGUAGUAAAGAUGAUAAAACCAGCAGGAAAUCACCUGUGGGAGAUGUGCAUGCAGAGUCUUUAGAUGGUGAUAUGUCAGAUGCUACCAGCAGAAGUCGCCUGAGCACUUCAACAGGGGAUAAUCAGGUAAUAGUGGUUGUUGAUGAAGUAAAUAAAAGAUUUGGAGAGGAACUGGAGCUCCACCAGAGUAUUGAGUCUGUUAAACUGGAGGCAAGUGGUGCUUGUGAAAGUAAUUCAAAAAGUUCAGGUGGUCUUUGUCUGAUACCAGCUGCAAUGCAAACUUGUGGUCAUGACAUGGCUAAGACAGUGGAGUGCCAAUAUGCGGACGAUGCUCCAUCAAUUUCUGUGGACUGCGAGCCAGUGGUUGAAAAUUAUAAUUCUUCUAUUGAUACACAGUUUAGACAUGACAUGGAGCUCCACGGUCAAGUUUGCUCAAUGGAAUUGGAUAUGAUGGUUGAAAAUCAUAUGCCUGGUAAUGAUUGUCCAAAAAGUGGAGAUUAUAGCGCCAGUGAAUUGGAAAAUCCUCAAACGAGCCCUGUAUUGCACAUUGAGAGUGGUUCUGGGAUAGAUGAUGUAAUUCAGCGAGAAGAUAUGGAAGAGAAAAAAUGCACUUUGUCAACUAAAAAUCCCCAUUCCAUCUCUGAGUUUCAGACUGGAGAUGACAGUGGUAGCAGUUAUCUUGACACUUCAAUUAUGCACAUUGAUCUGUUGAGUAGCAAGCACAGCACCAACGAACACUCUGUGGAACGAGCAAAACUGAUUUUGCCUUGCCCUUGUGAAGCUGAUACAAUGUCUUAUGAGGAGAAUAAGAGUCCGGAGACAUAUCAUAGCCUUUUGUUUGCGAAGAGUCAGUCUUUUGGAGGGUCCAUGAAACUCAAUAGCAGGACUAUGGCAGAUAAUUCAAAAGUCAAAGGUUCUGGUGGAAGUGGAUUGGAAAGUCCUCAUGGUUUAUCUCAACAUAAACACGUGGAUCAAGCAACUAAAGAAGUGGAAUCACAUGUAGUGCAGUCCCCAGAUUUCAGUAUAUUAUUCGAUUCUUGCAACAGUGGUGCAAGUAUUUUAGAAGUAAAUAAUCAGUGUGAAAUGGUGGUUGAUGAUGUCAAUGACCAAUCUGGACAUCCUGAGCUUCCAAAUUCUAUCCUUGUAGUAGAGCGAGUUUUCCAGCAGGAUGACUUGUUGCUUGCAAACACCACUUCCGGGGAACUCAACAAGGAAAAUGAUUUUGGUGUUUCAGAACAAUCUGAUGUUUAUGGAAGUGAAUCAAAAAGUGUCGAGCUUUUUUCUCAUGUGACUCCUGCUUCGCAAGACAAUGGUCUGGAUGCAGAUCAGGAGGUUGAGUGCUUACACAUGGACGAUGAAGUGACAGGUUCUGUUAACCUUGAGCCAUUAGUUGAGAAUCCUGAACAUUAUAGUGAUGAGAAGUUCUGGCAUGACAAUGGCCUCAGCGGUCAAGCAUCUUCUUUGGAAGCUGCAAGAUUGAGUACAGAUCAAAUUUCAGCGGCAGUGGCCAUUUGCAACUCUAAGCCCUUUUGUUCCUUGAAUGAAGAAUCAGGGUUAUCUGCCAUAAGUGUUCAUGCAUCAGAAAGGGAAGCUGAAACUAGUAUCUCCCAGAGCUGUGAGAUGCAGCAAGACUUGGACCAGGCCACAUACGCCACAGAAGAUAAGGAUGCAACAGUACAGCCGAGGAAACCUGAGGAUUAUGAGAAGGAAGAAGCUCUUGUGGUAAAACCUCCGCCUCAUGCUGUUCCGUUCUCUGAUGAAUGGUUGGCUGCAUUCGAAGCUGCUGGAGAGGAAAUUCUAACAAUGAAAAGUGGUGCUGUACAAAAUUCACCCCCUGACAAGUGUCCACAUGAACCUGGUCCUUGGUCCCCGGUGAAAAAGAAAAAUAACCAGGGGAUCGGACCAUUUGAUUGUACUAAACACACCAAUAUCCCAUCUUCUAGCUCCCAAUAAUUCAAGGGGUACGAUGCAUGGUUCACUAACACCACUUGACUGAUUUAGAAUCUCACAAUAUUAAUUUUGGGCAAAAAUAAUUGCCUUGAAAAAAUGCGUCAAAGAAAUUCCUUUUGUACAACGUCUAAUUGAAUGUAAAUUCAGCACAAUUGAUCUGUAGUUCAUUGUUUGAUGAUUCAUCUACAGAAUUUUACAUAUUAACAUUCAAU